Molecule: messenger RNA, 2421 nt
Organism: Eurytemora carolleeae
Lineage: Eukaryota; Metazoa; Arthropoda; Copepoda; Calanoida; Temoridae
Product: cyclin-O protein A
Exons: 16
Coding region: 1417-2421 (334 amino acids)
Biological process (GO): regulation of cyclin-dependent protein serine/threonine kinase activity; mitotic cell cycle phase transition
Cellular component (GO): cyclin-dependent protein kinase holoenzyme complex; nucleus; cytoplasm
Molecular function (GO): cyclin-dependent protein serine/threonine kinase regulator activity
Source: RefSeq, a predicted model, not a curated record
GAUUUAAGAAAAUAUCCGAAAAUUAGGAAUUGUUGUCCUUGUGAUGCUUAAUAAAAUGUUGGUUUUGGUUUUUACUAUCGUCUUUUACUCUCAAUAUGGGCCAGGAUCCUAAAACCCCAGUCUUUCAAUUUGUUCCCAUUUUUAAACUCAUAAAGUUUAGCAAAAUCUUUUCUUUAAUGCAGGAGGUAGGGACGGUUGUGGACGGUUGAGGACGGUUAAGGACGGUUGAGGAUGGUCCAACGGCUUGAAAUGGAUGUAAUAACAUGUCUGUCCCUUCCACCCUAACCUUUACAGUAGAAUUCAAUUUGUUUAACAUACUGUCCUUAAAAAGCUGGACUUGGGGGAUGCACCCCACACCUCUAUAAUAGAGGUCGUUGACCUCCGAUCCAAAAUAGUGUUCUUGAUUCGUAUAGAUGAUCACAUUAAUAUGCUGCAUGCAAAAUUUCAGCCUUUUUUAUCACAAUUUUUAGGACCAAAUGCAGCCUGUAAAUAAUUUGGUGUCACAAAGUGUAAAAUUGAUCCCAUUAUUUCGGCUUUGGCCGCCGAAAAUGGCCACCUUAAUUCCCUAUCACUUGCGGUUCUAAAAAUAAAAACAUAACAAAAAUCUAUUAUUAAGUUUUGUGAAAAUGACAAAAUUGAGUGUUUUUAGCUUUAAAAUUUCAAUAUAAAGGGGAAAUAAUAGUGAUGGUGGAUAACACGUCCUCCCCUCAAUCCAUGUUAGUCAAAAAUAGCCUACUCUAGGGUUAAAUCUACCCAUCCCUUGUCCUUUUUAAUGCCGGUAUUUUUGUACAAUUGUACAUGAAGUCAAUUGUAGUGUUCUUGGUAGUCAACUGUAGUUCUAAUGAAAGUCAACUUUAGUCCUUAUGGUAGUCAACUGUAGUCCUCUUGGUAGUCAACUAUAGUUCUUAUGGUAGUCAAUUGUAGUCCUUAUGGUAGUCAAUUGUAGUCCUUAUGGUAGUCAACUGUAGUUCUUAUGGUAGUCAACUGUAGUCCUUAUGGUAGUCAAUUGUAGUCCUCUUGGUAGUCAACUGUAGUUCUUAUGGCAGUCAAUUGUAGUCCUUAUGGUAGUCAAUUGUAGUCCUUAUGGUAGUCAACUGUAGUCCUCAUGGUAGUCAACUUUAGUACUUAUGGUAGUCAACUGUAGUCCUCUUGGUAGUCAACUGUAGUUCUUAUGGCAGUCAAUUGUAGUCCUUAUGGUAGUCAAUUGUAGUCCUUAUGGUAGUCAACUGUAGUCCUCUUGGUAGUCAACUGUAGUCCUCUUUGUGGUCAACUGUAGUCUUCUUGGAAGUCAAUUGCAGUCUAUUCUGAAUUCUAUGAUUGACGUAUUCAAGGUAUUCUUUAGUAAUUCUGAAGCAACAACCCUGUCCUGGGAAGAAAUUAAAUUUAAAAAAGAAAUUCAAUUUAAGAUUUGAAAAGAUGGCCCCAUAUUCCUUGUUGUUUUCACAGCUUUCAGAUCAGGGCCUAAUGCAGUCAGCUGUUAUUAAAACUGUGGAAAAUCUUAAGAAGGAGAAGAAGGAGAAAAUAAGGGGGCUCAGCACCAAUAUGGAACCUAAGGUUAAAGUGUUCGCAACAUCAGCACCAAGUUUCUUCUCUAUGGGGCCUGAAGAGGAGGUUUUUGAUAUUGAGCUGGAUGCGGGCCUAACUAGACACUCAGUUGGUUUGACCUCCGGGUGUAGUCCAGUUUUUGAUUUCAGGAUUGAAAACAGGGGAGCCAAAACACCAGGACCAAAACCUAGGGCGAAGGCCAUUACUCCCAAAGCGCCGAAAGUGAGGCGUUUAUCUCAAAGUAAAACCUGGAGUGGAAAAAAAACUUCCUUUAAGUGUGAGGAAGUGAUGGAGUAUGCUGUUGAUACCUAUCUUUGGAAGCGCCAACUUGAACCCAAGUAUAUGGCAAGCAUUGGUUUAGCAGAUGGAACUGAUGUUACAGCAGAGACCAGACACACUCUUCUACAAUGGUUGUCCAACAUUGCCAGGCAGCAUGGAUUUAGUCUGGAAACUUGGUGUCUUAGUGUUAAUUAUUUGGACAGAUUCCUUGGUGUCCAGGCCAUCGACAGAGAGCUGCUUCAGCUCGCAGGAGUUACAUCCCUACUUCUUGCUGCAAAACUGGAGGAGCAAAACCCACCAGAGAUAUUCAAACUUGUAAAACUGUGUGCUGCUUCAUAUUCAAAUGUUGACUUCAAACAUAUGGAGGUGAUAAUGCUGAGCAAGCUAAACUUUAUGCUGCUGGCUCCUACUGCCUCCUUCCUUCUCAACCAUCUUGUUCAAGUCAGGGGAGAGAAAGAAUGGCCACUUGAUCUUUCCAGGCACAUGGUUGAGAUGUGCUUGUGUAUGUUUAGGCACAUGGUUGAGAUGUGCUUGUGUAUGUUUGGGCACCUGGUUGAGAUGUUCUUUUCUAUGUUUACGCACAUGGCACAUGGUUGA